AUGACUCACCAGGGGAGCCUUGGGAGUGGUGAUAGCCUCCAGAGUCAGAGCUGUCGGCUGCAGAGGUCUCAGAGCGCAGGGCAGACGACAAGGAAAAAACGCAAGCCCCGGAGGCGGAACAAGAAAGGACCAGGUUCAGCUGAGGCAGAGGAUCUCUUCAGUUCAGCUUCUCGGAAGCCUUCCUUCCCUUUCCAGUGGGCCUGGGAGAGCUUCAUCAUAGAUGGCCAGGCUCUGCUUCAGCCAAGUUCCUCUGUGGUCCUGGGCCAACGAUCCCUGCUUUUGCCCCCAGCAGCCCCCCAGCUCAAGUCCAGGCGCAAGUCAGUAGCCAGCCUCUCAGAAGACCUCAGCUUCUGCCAGAAGACAGAAGUGCAAAACCAGGAGAAGAGAUAUCAGCUGGGGGGCCAGGGCAGCAUCGCCCUCCCUCCGGGCAACUCAGAGAGCCAAGGGCUGGAGCCAUGCAGCCAGGGUGGCUUCUGGCCACUAGGAAAAGGGUCAGGGUCAGAGUCUGAGGAUGUCUCAGAGGUGGAAGGCCAGAAUGCUGAGGGGGCAGAGAGGGUUCUGAGCCCUGGGGAACUGCCCCAGCUCCCAGGGCAGGGCUUGACCUUGGAGGAGGAAUGGAUCCCAGAGGUGACAGAGGAGGAACACGGCGCCCCCCACAGGAGCAAGGGCGGCUCUCCACAUAAGGGGAGGAAUUCUGGAGAGAAGGCGUCAGAAGAAAGGGAGCUGCAGGGUCCUAGCCAGGGAAGCAGCUCAGGUUCCCACGGCCUCCGAAGGCUGCAGAAGGGGAAGUCAAUGGCCAAGGAUCUGAAGGGGCCCUGGGACUUGGAGCGGCUACACAGGCAGUUACAGGAAGAAUUGGAUUGCGGUCCCGAAAAGCAGACCUGGAAGGCUUUGCGGGCAGCUGUCCAGGCCUCUACCAGGAAUAGGAAGACCCCUACCUUUGGAGAUGACGAAAAUUUCUUGUCUGCCAACUUCCCUAAUCGCACCUUCCAUAAACGACAGGAGGCCACCAGGAACCUGCUGCAGGCCUGGGAACAGCAGCAGCUGGAGGAGCGGCAGCAGGCUGAGAUGCGCAGGGUUCGGGAGCAUCAGGUGCAGCAGCAGGUGGCUCGCUGUCUGGCAGCCUACACACCCAGAGGGAGCAGAGGGGCCCUGGCUGCCCAGCGCAAACUGGAAGAGCUGAGGCGCAAAGAGCGACAGCGUUUUGCUGAGUACCAGGCAGAGCUGCAGGGUAUCCAGCACAGGGUGCAAGCCCGGCCCUUCCUGUUCCAGCAGGCCAUGCAGACCAAUGCUAGGCUCACAGUAAACCGGCGCUUCUCCCAGGUACUGUCAGCAUUGGGAGUAGAUGAGGAACAGCUGCUGGCUGAGGCAGGCAAUGCAGAAGGAAUCACCCAGAAACACAGGAGCCACCGGUCAUUUGGAGUAGAUAUGGAGCCCUCUUCUCAGAGCUCCCCAAAGAUAGAACACACCAGCAACCAGCCUGGAAGACUCCCCUCUCCCACCCUGGACCCAGCACACAGUCCCUGA
This is a messenger RNA of Onychomys torridus (southern grasshopper mouse), 1527 nucleotides long. It is a transcript of the gene Tsga10ip, whose product is annotated as testis specific 10 interacting protein. The transcript is spliced from 8 exons. Gene Ontology annotation, biological process: cilium organization. The record is from RefSeq and is a predicted model, not a curated record. The coding region runs from base 1 to 1527 and encodes 508 amino acids. Lineage: Eukaryota; Metazoa; Chordata; Mammalia; Rodentia; Cricetidae. Gene Ontology annotation, cellular component: ciliary basal body; cilium; photoreceptor connecting cilium.